AUGAUGGAUACUGUAGAUUGGAGGUUACGGUAGCUCUUCUUCUUUUUUCGGUUAGCUCUCGUUCAAUUUGAGAUCAGUCAAAGUUCUGGCCGUUGAAUUGAACUAUUAAAUUGAUUUUGAGAAGUUUUGGUAGCUUUUGAGGAUUCAUUGAAGCCAGAAAAAUGGGUUAAAUUUGGUUUUCCUGGAUAUUUUUGAAUGAUCUUCCCAGUUUUGACGCAUCUUGGAAUCAUAUUUUUUCUUUCCUUCAUCAUUUUUAGAACUUUGAACAAGCUUCACACAAUUUUUUUUAUCUUAGAAGUUUAUAAAGUCAAUUUUCCUCCGUAAACGCAGUUCUUCUCGUUUUCAUCUGAAUCUUUUCAUUUCCGUCAAUUUCCCGUCUUUUUUUCUUCAAAUCUUCAUUAACCAUUUCAGUCACCACCCCUGCAACUAUCACUCUCUUGAAGACUAUCAUCAUUUCUCAAGUGCAGAGGAAAUUGUCAGAAGACGUCAAAGAAGAAGAAGAAGAAGAAGGAGAGACACGUCGUCGAACUGCUCCAGAAUUUAUUCCUGUACCGGCCAAGGUUCACCGCCACCGCCGCCGUCAAUGGCGGUGGCGGUCGACCUCGCCUUCCCCCACAAAUCCCGACGCCGUCAUCAACCUCGUCGGAACUUCUGAUCCGCGUCGAAGAAGACCCGCCGACGUCUCCGCACCUCCUGCCGCCUUCCCCGACGACUCCCAAGAAUCGGUUCCGGAAGCCGAGCGAACGGUAUGAAGACCGAGGCAAUGAGCGGCUCUUCAUGACCUCCCUGGCCAAUGUCACCCUGAGCAAGACCUCGGAGACUGGAGCUCCUCCAGCUCUCCAAACCAAGCUCUCCGAGCCCAACCUGAUGAAUGGCGAAGCGGUUCUUCUCCGGCAACGAUGUACCAGCACCCCCAAUGGUCAGCCUACACCUUCGAAAGAGCCUGACCCAGUCAAAGCUCUCUUGAUCUUCUCGAAAAGCUUCAAGAAGGUCAGGAGAGUCCGCUCGGCCAUGCCAAGGCGGAGAAGGAGACGGAGGAUGAAGAUCAAGAAGAGCAGGUCUUUACCGGAACUGAGGAACGCGGAAAGAUUAGCUCUACGCCAGAGAAGUAUCUCUCUGAAGGACAGGACGAGAAAUAAGGAGAAGGAGAAGGAGCUGGAGGAGAUCGUGACGUCGAAAAAGUCGACCAUCACCAAGCCGAAGACCCAGCUUCUCGAGGUUUAUAAGGACCGGAGGAAGGUUUGGUUUCACGAGUUUACGGUCCCAAAAAUAGAUCAGAAGUGACAGAAUUGUUUGAUUUUAUUUUUUCUUCCAGUCGACGGUUCUGGAUGGGACUGGAAGCAUGGCGGCCAACGCCUUCUACAAAAGUAUCGACGCGGCGCCGAACAUGAACGUCGCCAGGACGAAGACCAGCAUCCCGCUCGUCUCCGAACUCGUAAGUUCAGCUCAUAUUUCUGACGGUCUGCGCUCUCUCUUUCCCUCGAGAAAGCGCAGAGAGAGGUGAAUGAUCAAUAUGAAUCGAGUAUUCGACCUUAAAGUGGUCCAUUCAUUUUCAUUCCUUACUGUCUGCGCUCUCUUUCUCCCUCAUCUGAGUAACAAUUUUGAGGAAGAGAGAACAAGAGAGCGCAAAGAAGUCAGAGUUAUAGAAAUGAAUAAGUUUCGGCCUAGUUGAAGAUAUAUAUAAGACUAAUCCAGGCUACAGUAAAUUGAGUCUUUUUCAAAAAUCUUCGUUCAUUCUUGGUUUCUGACCGUCUGCGCUCUCUUUUCUCUCCAGAACAGCGAGAGGAAAGAGAGGAUAGUCAGGUUAGAGUCAAGGAGGAUGAAGCAUUAAAGUGAAUCAUUCCACGGUAGCCUGGACCGCUCUACAGUACCCCAUACAGUAUACCAAAACUUUUGUCACAUCGUUUUAGAGUCCGUGUUUUUUGCAGGUCUUAAAGGUAAGCCGAAGAGUUAUCCCCCCUCAAAAAAUUUGGUGCACAAAAACCUCGGCAUUUCUGAGGUUACGGUAGGCCUGCAUGUGUACAUCGGGUUACGGUGGCUUUUUUUAUUGAAUUUUUAAAAAUUUUUUUCAAAAAAAUUUGGCUUUUUUUAUUCGCAUGUGCUUUUGCUAAGGCGCUUUGGAAAAAUAAUAAUUUUUUUCAAAAAUCUUUUUUUAAAAUCCUUCUACUCCUUCCAAACCGCCUUACGCUCAUUUUUAGGUAAAAUUCAAAAAUUUUUGACGCAAAAAUUUUUCAUUUUUUUAGUACAAAAUUAACAUUUGGCUACCGUUUUUCCCGCACGAUUUUUUUUACUAACUACUAGAUUUUUUUGAGUUUUUUUAAGCUGCUGCUUUCGCUUUUUUUAUUUUUUUUAUGCUUUAUAUAGAAUGGCUUUGGUUUCAUUUACUGCAAAAAGCUUGGCUCAUUUUUUUUCAGUUGCUUUUUUUUAUUUUUCUUCAAAAUCGAAUAGAAGAAUUUUACAGACAAUGGCCACAAAAAGAGCGCAGGCCGGCCUCGCCAACGCUGCCAAAACCACGUUCGCUGAUGAUGAACUGGUGGGUCUCGAGUGGAAAUUAAAGGCGCAUGCCUUGAAAUUUAUAAAGUUUUUCGACAAGAAGUGGAUUUUUGGCUCAUUCCGAGCACCUAGAAAGCUUUUUCGUGCAUAAGAAUUGACUAGGAAAAUAGCAAAAAAGAUAUUUCCCUGGACAGGACUUGAACCUGUGACCUUUUGACCAUUGAGUUCUGAGCAUUCUUUUAAGGAGAGUAGCCGAAAAAUAGACGAAGCUAGAGAGUGUGGAAAUUUCGGAGAGCGGCAGACUGAAAAAGAUUGUCUGCGUCUCUUCAUUUAUCAUGCUCUCUAGAUUUUUUUGUUUUUGAAAAACGGCAAAAAGGCGCCGUCCUGGACAGGACUCGAACCUGUGGCCUUUUGACCGUUGAGUUUUGAGAAUUUUUCAUGAAAAUAUACAAAGCUAAAGAGUAUGGAACUUUUGGAGUGUGCCAUGCUGAAAAAGGUUGUCUGCGUCUCUCCAUCCAUCGUGCUCUCUAGAUUCGUUUGAUUUUGAAAAACGGCAAAAAGGCGCCGUCCUGGACAGGACGUGAACCUGUGACCUUAUAAUCUUGCUUAUUCAUAGUUUUACUCCUUCAAAACGUUUUUAAAGCGAAUUUCUAGAUUAUUAGGAAUAUUUACAAAUCAAUAACUUUGUUUCAGAAGUCGCACGUCUACAAGAAGACGUUACAAGCCUUGAUCUACCCGAUCAGCUGUACGACUCCGCAUAAUUUCGCGACGACGAACUUCCAAACGCCGACGUGGUGCUACGAAUGCGAGGGGCUGUUGUGGGGACUCGCGCGGCAAGGUGGGCGCAAGUCGUUUUUGGGUCGGGCGCAGCACGAAAACUGUCUCUGAACUACUCAGGCAUCGAUUUUUUCAAAACUCUCGGUGCUCAAGACCUAACGAUACCUCUGAUUUGCUGACCACGCCCAUAAUUAAUAAUAUUGGAUGAUUUCCAGGCCUACGAUGUACCGAAUGUGGGGUCAAAGUUCAUGAAAAGUGCAGGGAGUUGCUCAGCGCCGAUUGCUUACAAAGUCCGUUUCCUGUUUCACUAUUUUUCCACUCUUUUCAAAAUAUUCAUGACUUUUACUGUUUCAGGAGCCGCUGAGAAAAGUUCCAAACAUGGAGAAGCGGACCGGACGCAAUCUUUAGUAGCGGUUAUCCGGGACCGGAUGAAAAUUCAGGAGAAGAAUAAGCCGGAAAUCUUUGAGCUCAUCAGGUUUGUUUCCAGCAUUUUCCAAAAAUAAAAUAUAUUAUUUUUUAGGACAGUUUUUGGGGUUGACGAACGGGUACAACAGGAAACGCUAAAACAGGUCAAAACGAGUAUUCUUGAAGGCAGCAGCAAAUGGAGCGCCAAAAUUACGCUCACUGGUGAGAAAUUAAAGAGCGUGAUGGCUUGAAGAGACGCGAGAGAAGUCAGAGACUGUCUAACUGUCUGCGUCUCUUGAAUGUUCAUAGUCCUUUGCACUUCAUGUGCUCUUGGGGGGAUUUACCAGAAAGCUAGGAGAAGAGAGUAGGAGUUUUUGAGAGGCGCGAGAGAAAUGAGAGCCUGUAUAACUGUCUAGCGUCUCUCGAAUUUUCAUGGUCCUUUCCACUUCAUGUGAUCUUGGAGCGGGGGGGGAUUUACCAGAAAGCUAGGAGAAGAGAGCAGAAGAUCCUGAAGAGACGCGAGAGAAGUGAGAGACUGUCUAACUGUCUAGCGUCUCUCGAAUUUUCAUGGUCCUUUCCACUUCAUGUGAUCUUGGAGCGGGGGGAUUUACCAGAAAGCUAGGAGAAGAGAGCAGAAGAUCCUGAAGAGACGCGAGAGAAGUGAGAGACUGUCUAACUGUCUAGCGUCUCUCGAAUUUACAUGAUCCUUCCUCUCCUUCUUUUUCCGUUCACUUUAUACGUGAGAUUCUCCAAAAAGCAAGAAGUAGAGAACAGAAGAGACUGAAGAGACGCUAGAGAAACGAGAGAACUUCUCACUGUCUGGCGUCUCUUCAGUUUCCUUCUAUCUCUCGCUUCUUAUUUUCAAAAACCUGGCUGAUUGAAUUUUUACAGUAAUCUGUCUAAUCAAAAUUGAGAGAACAAGGCGGCUUGAAGAGACGCGAGAGAAAAAAAACUGUAUAACUGUCUAGCGUCUCUUAAAUUUUCAUAGUCCUUUUCACUUCAUGUGCUCUUGGGGGAAAAAUUCACCACAGAGUUAGGAGAAGAGAGUAGAAGUUUUUGCGAGAGGCGAGAGAAGUGAGAGACUGUAUAACUGUCUGGCGUAUCUCCAGCUUUCCCUUAUCCCUCGCAACACUUCUAUAACCGAAUUUUUUCAGUAAUCUGUGCUCAAGGACUAAUCGCCAAGGACAAAACGGGCAAAAGUGAUCCAUACGUGACGGCUCAAGUCGGAAAAGUCAAGAGGAGGACGAGGACGAUCCAUCAGGAGCUGAACCCCGUUUGGAACGAGAAAUUCUUCUUGUGAGUUGAGAAAAUUAGAAAAGCACCCAGGGAAGAGAAAAUUGCUCCGUUUAUAAUUUCUUCUUUUUCAAAUCUCGGUGUGAAAAACAGCCGCUUGAAACACGACAUUGUGUGCUCUGUUGAUAAAUCUGGCAUUUUUCUCUUUUUUAAUUAUGAAUUUUUGACAUUUUAAGUUUCUCAAACAGUAAAUUCGACUGGUAACUUCCCUAGAAACACUCCAGAAAUUUUCAAAAAUGGCUCGGAAAAAAAAUCGGGUAAAAAACACCUAAAAUGAUUUUCCUUGCUCCAUUGAUAAUCCAAUCAAUCGCUAUAUCAAUUUUUUCAAAAUUUCGAGGUGUGAAAAAACAGCCGCCUUAGACACGACUUUAUGUGCUCUGUUGAUAAAUCUAGCAUUUUUCUCUUUUUGAAUCAUGAUUUUUGAAGCUUUUUGACCCUUUAGAACAGUAAAUUCGACUGGUAACAUUCCUAUUGCUUGAAAAAGGAAAUUUAAAAAAAUAGCCACUAAAAUUUAUCUUCUUUGCUCCAUCGAUAAUACAAUCAAUCGAAAUAUCAUUUUUUUUUCCAAAAAUUGCGUUGUGAAAAAAACAGCCGCCUAAAAACACGACCUUAUGUGCUCUGUUGAUAAUUCCGACCUUUUCUUUUUUUAAGUUAUGAUUUUUGGGAUUUUGAGCCUUUAGAACAGUAAUUUCGACUGGUAACUUUCCUAUUGCUUGAAAAAUGGAAUUCCAAAAAAAGCCACAUAAAAUGAUCUUCCUUGCUCCAUUGAUAACUCAAUCAAUCGAUAUAUCAACUUUUUUCAAAAAUUUGCGAUGAGAAAAAACAGCCUUCUUAAACACGACCUUAUGUGCUCUGUUGAUAAAUCUGGUAUUUUGAGCCUUCAGAACAGUUAAUUCGACUGGUAACGAUUCCAUAAAGACUACUGAGGACUAAUUUGGAAAGAAAAUUGGAAAAAUAGCCACCUCAAAUGAUCUUUCUUGCUUCAUUGAUAAUCCAAUCAAUCAGUAUGCCAAUUUUACAGCGAAUGCCACAAUUCGACGGAUCGAAUCAAAGUCCGAGUUUGGGACGAGGACAACGAUUUGAAAUCGAAACUGCGGCAAAAACUGACGAGAGAAUCGGAUGAUUUCCUGGGCCAGACGGUUAUUGAAGUGCGGACACUUUCUGGCGAGAUGGACGUUUGGUAUAACUUGGGUUGGUUUUGGUUGUAAAAAGAAGAUGAAAACUGACUUUUUGUUGAAUUUUGUAGAGUAGAGAGCUUUGAUUUUUGAGAGGGGGGCAAACUAAAGCUCAUCAAAAAAAUCGAUACGGAAUUAUAUUUUUUUAUCGUUUUCUUCAAAAAAAUAUAAUUUUUUUCCAGAGAAGAGAACCGACAAAUCGGCGGUUUCUGGAGCGAUCCGACUUCACAUCAGUGUCGAAAUCAAGGGAGAGGAAAAAAAUUGGCCCCGUAUCAUGUCCAGUACACUUGCCUGCACGAACAUCUCUUCCAGGUUUGGUAUUUUCCAAAAAAAGAUAAGAUUUUAGCUCAUUGAACAGUGCAUUUCAUUGAAAUUACUUUAAAAAAUAGAUCAGAAUGAAUUUAGAUCAUUCCUCAUGAACAGUCUGCUAUAUGGGAGCAUAAGAUCUGUAUUUUUCGUCCUUUUCCUCUUUUGGUCUCGAGAAAUUUCCUGGUUUUGUAACUUUAGUUUUGAUAAAAGGUGAAGGAGCCCUAUGAGAAGUUGGAAAUUGGAUAAACGUCUUCCUUGAAAUCCUGUUUUUUUUUUAUAAAAAUUAUAAUUUUAUUGAUUUUAUCGAACUCUUGCUGAUUUUGAAGAAAAGCGCAGAAUCUCAACUUUCUCCGUACGGUUACGGUAGGCCGGUGCGCACCUGCGUAUCUGAGUAUUGAUGAGCUUUAACUCGGCAAGUGAUAUAUCAAUCGAUAGGUAAUCCAGUUUUAGGAAAAUUUACAGUACUUGACAUUUUUGAUUACUGCACAAGUUUUUGAGUUGCGGUACUUUUUGUGUUUUAAAAAAAUUGGUUUUUCAUUCGACGUCGCCAUACAAUCGCACGAUUAAAAACUAUAAAAAAGCAUUUUUUCCAGGCUCACUGCGUCGACGACGAGGUCAAAUUGCCCGAGGCGAAAGGCGAAGAAGCCUGGAAGAUUUAUUUCGAGGAGACGCCCGAAGAAAUCGUCAACGAAUUUGCGAUGCGAUACGGCGUUGAGAAUAUCUAUCAGGUUGGUUUUUGGGUCGGAAAAAGGGGUAGGAGGUUGGAAAUCAACGAAUUAUAUUUUUGUAGAGCUAUAGCGCAUUCCAAGCCAGCUUGUCCUUUUUUUUCAAAAGAGACCGAGUUGCAAAUCUGACCAAAGAUCUUUGCUGUUUUUCUUUGUAGUCGUUGUAUUUUGAAUCAAGGCUUUUUUAAGUGGAACAGGAAACUUUAAAAGUACGUAACUUAUUUUUCGUUUCCUCUUUUAAAACUCUCAAAAAAAUUCCAGGCGAUGACCCAUUUCGCGUGCCUGUGCACGAAAUACAUGUGCGCCGGUGUCCCAGCCGUCCUCUCGACUCUUUUGGCCAAUAUCAAUGCGUGAGUUUGAAGCCUGUAUCAAAUUGGAAGGCAGAUGAGAAGUUAUGAACUUGCUAGGAGGUUUCGCAGAUCCAUAGGCUUAAAAAUGACUUUUUCUGGACUUUUAAGACCUAUAUAGCCCUUGAGAGAUAUCACGAUUUGAAGCCAUAUUUUUACUCUAGAGCGCAUUUUUCUAGUUUUUGAAGAUUUUUUUAAAGGUUGAACACAAUUUUUUAGUUUUGCAAGGUUUUUUUCAGAUUCUAGAUCAUUACUUUUUAUAGGUUUCAAAGAUUUUUUUAAGGAUUGGACACAAAUUUCUAGUUUUGCUAUGCCCUGGAUCAUUACUGUCCAACUACAUGCUGUUCUAGCUGUGAAACUUUAAUUUUUUAGAUUUUUAGCCGUGGAACACAAUUACGGUCACGAAAAGUUAUUUCACUUCAGGAUCAUUAUUUUACUUUGAAACUUAUUUUUAUAGUUUUUAAAGGUUUUCGUAAGGAUUGGACACAAAUUUCUAGUUUUUCCAGGCUUUUUCAGAUCCUAGACCAUUACUUUUUAAGGCUUUUGAAGAUUUUUAAAGGGAUUGAGGCACAAUUUUUUAAUUUUGCCAGGCUUUUUCAGAUCCUAGAUCAUUACUUUUUAUAGGUUUUAAAGAUUUUUGUAAGGGUUGGACACAAAUUUCUAGUUUUUCCAGGCUUUUUCAGAUCCUAGACCAUUACUUUUCAUAGCUUUUGAAGAUUUUUUCGAAGGUUGAGAACCAAUUUUUAGUUUUGCGUGGCUUUUUUUGGCCCUAGAUCAUUACCAUUCAACUUUUCUAGCUUUGAAUCUCAAAUUCUUCGAGUUUUUAGCCGUGGAGCACACUUUCCCAAACUUUUGAGCCUUUCUCUGCUUUGAGACAAAAAUGCUCAGUUUUUCGUGACUUUUUUUUUAAAAUUAAACUUUAAUUCCGAAUAUUUGCGACUACUUUAAGAAUGUAGCUCAAUUUCAUGAAAAUUUCGGAUCUUUUCAAUUUUUUCAACGGAUUUGAACAAUUUUUUCAGUUAUUACGCCCACACGACAGCCACAUCAGCCGUCUCGGCGUCUGACCGAUUUGCGGCCUCGAAUUUCGGAAAAGACCGUUUCGUGAAGCUUCUCGACCAACUCCACAACAGCCUUCGGAUCGAUUUGAGCAUGUAUAGGGUUGGUUUUUUUUUAAGUACCGAUCUCAAUGGAAACUGAGGAUUUUUCUAUUGAAAAAUGAGUUCAAAGCAGAUUUUAGUCAAUUUAUAGUCUCUUUGGGAGUUGCAAUGAUAGUUCAGGAAUUUUUUUAAAAAUUGAAAUUGAGAAAAAAACGCCGUUUUUCGCUGAUUAUUAAUCCUUUAUUCAAUAAAAAUAUACAUAUUUUGCAUUUUUCUCGUUUUUCACUCUUAAAACUUUGACUUUUCUAUCCUCUACCCCAUUUUGAACCCAUCGAAUAACAAAUUAGCCUUGGAGCAAAUAAAAUUAAAACAAAAUGGCCGCUCGCCUAAUUUUAAAAUCCUGUGUCUCAUUUGGAAAGAUUAAUGAGGUUGAUUUUUGAUUUUUAAUCUUGAGAUGGGUUUUUCAAAGAUAUCUACAAAUUCCCCAAAAUUUCCGGUUUUUGGGAUAAGAAAUAAAAAUACUCUCAAGCUUCUCCUAAUGCUCUCAAGCUUCUCCUUUUUUUUUUAAACAAAACUUUUUUCCCAGCUCAAAACGAUAACUAGCGGAAUUCGAGGAAUGUGUGCGUUCUACGUGAUUUUAUAUCUUGAUAGGGUUUCCCCCAGAAAAAAAAAACAUUUUUUUUUCUAGUCGAGUUGCCAGGAAACGACCUCAUGACGGCGGCUUCUUCGUCGCCUCAUUUACUCUGACACCACUUAUUUUUUCCCCCCUCUUGAUUUUCUCGCACCUUUUCCGAUGCUUCGUUUGAUUUUUAUGGGAUUUGAAAGUUCGAAAAUCAAAAGCUGAGAGAAUGAAGGAAUAUUUUGUAGAAGAGCCAUCAAAAAUAGGCCAGGAAAAUGAGAUAAUUAGGCUUCGAUACUGAAAAAAAAAAAUUAGAAAUUGUUUUCCAGCGUUAAAAAAACUCAAAAGAAUGAAAAUUCGUUUUUUCCUAUAAACUCCAGAGUAAUCCCUAUAGGGACAACCUUUGGGCCCCUUGGAAUGACCCCUCUAGGGACCACUAAGGCUUGCAAAAGUGGUCCCUAUAGGGACAUGCUAGUCGAUAAUUAUUAUAAACACUCGUCCAUGGGAAAAAAUGACUAAAUGAGCGUUUUUUGAAUGAUUUUGAGAGAUCCCUAUAGGGCCCACUUGAGCUUUGGGGCCUAGGGGAUCAGAUCCUGAACUCCUAUUGGGAUCACUUUUCGGUCCCUUACCCCUAUAGGGACUACUCUGGAAAUCAUGUUAGAACAUAUUCGUGAAAAAGUGUAUGUAAGGGCUAUAUUGAGGCGCCUUUGCUUCAGUAGUCAAAAUAUCUUGAAAAAACGAAAAUUAGGGUUUUUCGAUUCAAACAGCUGCGAUAAUUUGAAAAGUUCUUGUUUCAAUAAUAUGAUGACCAUGAAAAUUAGAACAUAUGCGCUCCAUGGUUAAUAAAUUGUUGAUGGCCCUGUAACCGUGUUUCAAAGCAGGAAAAGCUUCAAAAAGUUGAAAUUUGAUAGCUCCAGUUGCUACAAUAAUAUGAUAGCCAUGAAGAUUAGAACAUAUGCGCUCCAUGGCUAAAAUUAAAGGUUAAUCCAAGCUUUUUACUCUUGCAGCUAUUUUUUCAAUGUAGUGUGGGUGGAAACUUUUCUUUUUCCUCGACUUAUUUGCUCUGACGAAUUCUCGGUCUCCAAUUUUCAUGUACCCGUUUAACGCCUUAUUUGGUUCCUACUUUCGAGAAUUAUUUAUUUCAAUUCCCAUUGGAUUCGGAUUUUAUGGCCCUUGUUGGAAUUCGCUGAGAAUUUAGAGGUACGAGAAUCAUUCGUUUUUUGGAAGGCUUUCCUUAUUUUUUUGGUUUUCUAAGCCUUUUUCGAAUUUUUUGCGAUUAUAUCAGUCCAGCAGCCUUAAUUUUUACCCGUGACUUGUGAAAUCCUGAAGCUUUCUAGAAGCUUUUUUGGGUUCUGCAGGGAAGAAAAAACCAGUUUUUUGUGACCCUUAUCAGCUCUGGUACAACUUUUUCAAUUUUUAAAAAAUGCAGGUGAUUUUUCAUGUUUUUCAAGCUUCUGGAGCUGAUUCUAUAAAUGAUGAGGUGUUUUUUUUUAGCCGUGGAGCUAAUUUUCUGAAAUUUGAAGGCUGUUCAAGCCCUCAUUUUUGAAUCUCCUGUGCCAUUCUGGUAGUUAGGCGCGAAAAUGGAUCUUUAAAGGAUGAGUUUUUUUUAGCCGUGGAGCGAUUUUCCCUCAAUUAUCAAGGCUAUCCAAGCCCAUAUUUUCGAACCUACUGGUAGUUAUGAGCGAAAUUCAAGCUUUCAAGCCUUUUUUAGGUCUCAUUUCUAUCAAAAUGUCGACAAAUAACCAAAAAUCUCGGCGUUCAAAAAAUCAGUAGUCCUUUUUCAAGAGGUAUAUAUCUUCUCCAAUCUAUAGAGCAUUUAUUACGACUUGAAUAGGAAGGAGAAAAAGGAGGGGAAAAAAAGAAAGGAAAAGCUUUGAUUUCCCACGGAGGAGCAACACGUUUGACGCACACAAAUCCUUACGUUCCGAUUCUUAUUUUUCCUCUUUUAUGCCCAUUUUUGGGCCUGAUGGAUAUAUAUGAAUUUUAGAAUGUUUAUAGGAAAUUUUUGAAAAAUAUUGGAAUGGAUUUUCGAGAAAAUUGUUUUCCAAUGGCCGAUCAGUCAGAGGAAUGCUUUGCUGACACGAUUUUUUGGUUUUUUUUAAGUUGAGAGAUUUUUCUUGAGGUUAGAAAGCUUCAUAACCAAAUUUAGUAUAGAAUAUGAGGUUUUUCAGAAUUUUUUUACUUGAAACCCCCCGAAUUUGUAGAAAAAUUCCAAACAAAAAAAGUAAAACUCCCUUGUUAGGUCAAAAUUUCACCAAUAUUUGCUAGAAUUUCCCAAGGUUUCUCCAGAAAGUGUGAUUCCUCCGAAAAUCCAGCCACUAUCUCGAUAAUAAUAUUUAUCCCGACUUGAUCAUUUCUCUGGAAAAGCCGCUUAUAAACGGAUUUCUUCGGCCCAAUAUCCGCUCCUCUUCCCAUUUGCCAUAUGAGAGAAGCUUGGAAUUUUUCAACUUUCUCAAUUUUUCUUGCCUUUUUUGUUGGGUUUCAAGUCGUUUUUGGCGUCUGAGGUUAUGAAUUUGGUUGGGAGAAUAUUUAGAAAGUUUAGAAAAAAAGGGAAAUGAAUAUUUAGGAUUUGCUAUGACGAAAAAAUUUGGGAUUUUUUUGAGUCUCUAGAAUGCGAAAAAAAGUUUGAAUUUAUGAAAAAAAGUUCAAAAUGAAUGCGCACUGAGAAUGUUUUACAGCUUGCGCCAGACCAAAAAAACAGGGUUCCGCAAAAUUGCACAAAAAAAUUUUUUUCUCCCUAUUUUUUUCCCUUGAUUUUCAAAGCUUAAAAAAAUAUUCAAAAAUUUGUCAAUAAAAUGCGAAAAAAAUUUGAAUUUAUGAAAAAAAUCUUAGAAAAAUUCUGUUAAGAAGCUCGCACUGAGAAUGUCUCUAACUUGCGCCAGACCAAAAACGGGUUCCGCAAAAUCGCACAAAAUUUUUUUUUUCUCCCUAUUUUUUUCCCUCAAUUUUGAUUUUAAAAGCUUAAAAAUCUUCAAAAUUUGUCACUAGAAUGCCGAAAAUUCAAAUUUAUGAAAAAUCUGAAAAAAUUCUGUUAGGAAGCUCGCACUGAGAAUGUCUUCAGCUUGCGCCAGACCAAAAACGGCUUUCGCAAAAUCGCACAAAAAAUUUUUUUUUCUCCCUAUUUUUCCCCUGAUUUUCAAAGCUUAAAAAUAUUCAAAAAAAUCGCAAAUUGAUAGGAAAUUCCCCGGAUAUUUUCCAGCAAAUUCCAGAGAACUUUGAACUUUUACGUGUGUGUGUGGGAUAAUAUCAAUAUUUUUACAUAUCCAUAAGCUUUUUGGCCAAAUAAUCCUCGACAUUUUUGAACCUUAUCCUUAUCACAGAUUAUCAUGUGGAACAAUGAUGGGAAUGGUCUUUUUGACAUAAAAAUUUUCAGAACCAUUUCCCGUCUUCUUCGCCCGCCAAACUCCAAGAUCUCAAAUCGACCGUCGAUUUGCUCACUUCCAUCACGUUCUUUCGUAUGAAGGUAUCGAUUUUUGACUCGUAAUAACUCAUAAAACCUGGAUUUUUCGAAAAAUUGAGGUUCCGAAAAAUAGUUGAAUGAACUUCUGAAUUUUCAAGUCAAAAAUAAAACUUUUCAAUUUUUCCCGUUGAAAUGUGUUAUUUUUUGACUUCAAACAGUUGAUUUAUAGUUGUAUUCCCAAUAAAUCUAGUUUUUUUUAAAGGUUUAGGACUGGGUAAGAACAUUUAAAUUGAAAAUAUUGGUUAACGAUCAAAAAAAUUUUUUUAAAAACCUUUUUUUCUCAAUGACUUUUAGCUUUCUACUUUAGGGGGAGGGGAAUUUUUAAAGGGUUUUUUUAUGACCCCAAAUGGUCAAAUGGAUAUAACAUUCUAGCUAAAAAAACAUAUUGGUUAAGGGUCAAAAAAAGUGACCUUUUAGCUUUCAAUUUCAAGAGGGGGAGGGGGGAUUUUUUUCAAAUGAUUUUUUUAUGAACCCAACUGAUCAAAUAGACUCCCCCAAAGAGUUAUUUACAAAAAAAUCAAGUUUCAAAAAAAUCAACAUAUUGGUUAAGGGUCUAAAAAGUGACCUUUUAGCUCUCAAUUUUGGGGGAGGGCGGAGAGGGGGAUUUUUUUCAAAGCGUUUUCCAAUAGACCCCCCUUCUCAAAGAGAUAUAUACAAAAAAAGGGGGUUUUUUUCAAAGUUUUUUUCUAUGACCCCAACUGAUCCAACGGAUCCUUCCCCCUUCAAAAAAAGCUUGGUUCCGAAGGCUCUCAAGCUAAUCAACAUAAUUGAUUCAAUUUUUCCCCCUCCAAUUUAAAGGUGCUCGAAUUGGCGAGUCCUCCACGUGCUUCGAAUGUCGUACGGGAAUGCGCCAAGGCCUGCAUGCAGGUAAUUUUUUUUAGAUUCGAAAAUAUUGAUUAACUUGAGCAUUGAUUUAUGUAUAGAACUUUUGAGGAGAUUGGAAUUUUUCGAAUUUUUCCAACUUUUGAAUAGAAAUAGCUUCAAUUUGUCUAUUCAGGAGCUUUUUAGAGACGAUUUUUAAGCUUUUAAUACAGUUAAAGUGUUAAAAUGAUUGAAUUUAGCAAACCUACCAACUAAUGUUCGAAUCGUGUUGCGAGCAAGGCGGCCCCUCAGCCGACUCUGUCCGGUUUUGGUUCGAUUUCCUGGAUUAUAUGAUGCGGUGAGCUAUUUUCUCCCAUUUUCAGCCUUGAAAAUGAGCAAAAAAUCUUUUAGAAUUGUAGAAUUUUGAUUAGAAUGACAAGAAAAAACUUUAAAAAUGGAUCAGUUCAAAAAAAUUGAAGUCAAACAACUCGUGGCCAUAUUUUCACUGUCAAGUGCGCUCUAUCGAUAAAUUGUUGGAUUUUUUGGGAUUUUUUGAAAAUUAAUAUUUUUUCCGAAAGUGGAGGCCUUUCACAUCCAUUUUUCAGAAUGAAAAUCGAGUUUUAUCAUAAAUUCCUUCAUAACGAACUAAAAUCGGUUUUUCAUGUACCAUUACGACCAGAAUUUCGAGGACUACCUAAAAAAAAUACUUUGGAAGAUUCAGAAAAGUAAUCCAAAAAAGUCCAAAAAAAUGAAUUUUAAAAAAAACCUGGCUAUUUUUAACUGUCAAGUGCGCUCUAUCGAUAAAUUUUUAGAUUUUUCGGGAUUUUUGAAAAUAUCUGCCAUGGGAGCAUAUUUCAUCAAUUCUCUGAAGGUAAAUCGAGUUUUAUCUUAAAUUUCUUCAUAACGAACAAAAAUCGGCUUCUCGUGUACCAUUGGGAUCAGAACUUUGAGGAUUACCUUAUAAAUACCUUGAAAGGUUCAAAAAAUUAAUUUUAUGAUUUUCAGAGUGAUAGAAGACGACAAGCACAUCUACACGCCGGUGUUGAACCAAUUCCCCCAAGAACUAAACGUCGGCCAACUUUCCGCCGGAACCCUUUGGCAAAUGUACAAAACUGAUCUGCAACUCGCCUUGGAAGGUACGAAAGUAGCUGAAAAUUGGUUUUCACGAAUUUUGUGGGAAAUAGUCUUAUCGGUGUCGUUUAUAGUUAAUUGGGGAAAUUUGAAAAUAGGCCAUGGGAACCCGGAAAAAAAACCGAAAGUUCAAUUUUUCAACUUUUAAGUUGGAAAUCUACAAAUUUGGACCUGACUGUUAUCUUCUUAGAAUCUUAGAGGUUUCAGAAACUUUGGCAACGAGUCAAAUAGCUUCGAGGGAGUUUGAGCUUUCAAGAAAAUCAAUAGAAAAAAUGUCCAGGAAGAGCUCAAGGCGGCCUUUUUUGACGGAUAUUUUCAAAAUCUCAUCCUUUUACUUGGACUUUCAGAACACGCCCAAACGAAACGUUGCACGACGCCCGAAUACAUGAACCUCUACUUCAAAGUCAAGGGAUUCUACUUCAAAUACGUCGCCGACAUGCCCCAAUACAAGCAGAGCAUUCCCGAAUUUCCAGCGUUCGUUUUUGUCAUUUUUUGGGGGUUCUUUGAAAUUCGGAUACCUAGAUGUAGAAAAAUUGGGAAAAGUUUAGCGGUUUUGAAAAUUCUCCAAUAGAAACUACGCCCUCUGAUAAUAUAAAAAAUGACACUUUUCAAUCAAAAAUCAGCUGUCCGAAUGAGUGGAAAAAGGCUCCUUUUUGCGACAUUUUUGCGCCAUUUUAUGGGCUUUUAUGCACCAUUUUUGCUGCCUUUUCAACCAUUUCUCAGGUCUUUGAAAUUUCAGAAAAAUGGAAGGCUUAAUAGGGGCACUUUUUGCUGCCUUUCUGCGGCCUUUUUCGAGCCUUUUUGCUACCUUUUUGCUACCUUUUUGCAGCCUUUCUGCGGCCUUUUUCGAGCCUUUUUGCUACUUUUUUUGCGGCAUUUUUUUGAGCCUUUUAGCGGCCUUUUUGCGCCCUUUUUCAACCCUUUUUAGCGGCCUUUUUGCGCCCUUUUUCGAGCCUUUUUAGCGGCCUUUUUUGAGCCUUUUAGCGGCCUUUUUGCGCCCUUUUUUGAGCCUUUUAGCGGCCUUUUUGCGCCCUUUUUCGAGCCUUUUAGCGGCCAUUAUCCACCAUUCCGAUUUGGCCCAACAAAAUUGAUUUUUUUUUUCUCAUUCUUGUUCUUUUCCGACUUUUGAAAGCCUAAUCUUCAUCUCUGAACCCAUUUUCCCCCUCUAUUUUUAGAAUCCCUCUUGUCUAAGCCAAGCCGAAUAAAUUAGCGAUGGACAAGAUUUGCAUAUUUCUGAAUGAUUCCUUCAAUUUUUUUUCAGUUGGUUCAUUCCAUUCGUCAUGGAUUGGCUCAAUGAGAACGACGAACACUCGAUGGAUAUCCUCAGGAAUGCCUACAAUCGGUUCGUUUUUCGUUUCAACGGGAAGUUUAAAAUUCAAAUUUCGCGCGAAAAAUAAUUUUGAAAAAAAUUGGAGGAUAUUAUCCUGAAAGAUUCUUAAUUUUCAGCUCAAAAUGAAGCCUAGGAAUUUUUGCAACAUAAAUUUUGUGUUUCCAGCGACAAAUCGGACAACUUCCCCCAAACCUCCGACCAUACGAAAUUCUCCAACAGCGUGGUCGACGUCUUCACCCAAUUGAAUGAAGCUUUGAAAUUGUUAAAACAGGUAUUUUACCUUGAAAAGUUCAUAAUUUACUAAAUUUCCUUCCAGAUGGACUGUCCAAAUCCAGAAGUCGCGGCUGAUAUGAUGAAGAGGUUCAGCAAAACGUUAAACAAGGUGAAAAACCAAAAAUUUUGAAUUUCUCAUCAUUCUGAUGAUGCAAAAAAUACGAAAAAGAUGUCAAGAAAAAAUGGCAAAAAGGCAUCUUCCCAUGCCGGGAAUCGAACCCGGGCCGCGUGGGUGAAAACCACGAAUCCUAACCACUAGACCACAUGGGACACGGCGUAGGCUGCCGCGCCGCGCCACUAACUUCCUCGCUGUCUUUCUUGUGUUAUCUUUAAGAUUCAUAGAAAAAUUUCGAAAUUUGUAUUCUGCAUUAAAAAUUUUUGAAUUUUCAGGUCCUGUUGGCGUAUGCUGAUAUGGUGCAGAAGGAUUUCCCGAAAAUUUGCGACCAACGAAAAAAAUUGGCCUGCAUUUUGAUGAACAACGUACAGCAAUUGAGGUUCAUUUUUGUGAUUUUUUUUGUCGUAUAAAAUGAAAUUUCAGUCUGGCUUGUGUAGAAAAUGAAUCAGGAAGCUUAUUUGAUCAUUUUUCGGAUAUAAAAUAACUGAGUUUAACGUUUCAGAGUGCAACUGGAGAAGAUCUACGAAAACAUGGGCGGCGGCGAGUUGGACACGACGGCCAGCCAAGUUCUGACCAAUUUGCAGAAAAAGCUCAAUUCUGUUCUCGACAAAUUGUCUGGAGAAGUUGGAAUUUGAUAUUUCGAAAACUUUUAACAGUUACUUGAGAUGUCAAAGUGGUCCCUAGAGGGGUUAAAGAGAAAACAACACUCUGAGAGAACCAAAAAGUGCCCACUAUAGGGGUUUAAAGUUUGAGCCUUAAACUUCUAGUUCAUCUAAGUUUCUUCUCACAAAGUUCAUAACAAAAAUCGACUAGCAUGUCCCCUAUAGGGGCCCCUUACUGAAAACAUAAUAAGGGCUACUUUUGAAACCUCAAGUGGCCCCUACAGUGAAAGGUAUAGCGGCCCCUAGAGCGGAGCCUUCAAAGGUUUUUUUGCCCCUAAGAAACCCUAACCGUUCGCACUUUCCAGAUUACCCAAAAAACUCAAAUUUUCAGUUUGUCGCAACCCUCGAACCGCACAUCCACGAGCAAACGAUGAAGUUGGGCGUUCUUUUGACGAAAAUCAAAGGACCUCAGCUGCAAAAGUCCCAAGUCGCUCCGGUUGGUUACUGUUUCAGUUGGAUUUUAUAGGGAUGAAUAGGAAAAAAAUUGCACCCUCUCCUUUUUACACACUAUUUCGCUUGAAAAACUUGAUACUGGAGUUUUGAAACUUGAAGCAAAAAGGAAGAGUUUGGAUACCAAAUUCAAAAGAAAUAGGAACAUUUUCAAGCCUUUCCAGGAAGCCGACGCUGUUCUCGAGCCUCUCAUGGACUUGUUAGAAGGAUCCUUGCAAAGAUACGCGGCCCAAUGCGAGAAAACCGUCCUCAAGUACAUCCUGAAAGAGUUGUGGCGGAUCACCAUCGUCAGCAUGGAGAAACUCGUCGUCCUCCCGCCGUUGUCCGAGAAAGCGGUCAGUUUUUCGAAAAUGAUUGAAGUCACCAUAAUCAAAAUGCGCUUUAUCUUGUAAAAUGAGGAUUAGACUUGAAAUUGACGUAUUUUCCAACUGCGAAACGGUAAAACACUCAAUUAGUCCAGCAGAAGGGGAAAUUCUACAGAAAACUCGAGAAAUAAGACGUUAAAUAACUUUACAGUUUCGGGGGGUAGUGUUAAGAAAAAAAUAGAGAUAAUUUUUCAAUCUCAGGCGGUAGUAGUCAUUUCAAGUUGGAAAACCAAAGGAGGGGGCUUUGGCAGCUUGAAAAAUGGUCUGUCUACGUUUUCUGUUUCAGCGGUACUUGAAAAAUUUUAGCUUUCGAUAUGAGAUGUUAAUUUGAAUUGGCCUUUAUUAAAAAUAAUUGACUAAAAGGAAUAUUUCCAGCUUCUGAAACAACUACCCAACGCGAAAAUCGGCGACGUGACCAAGUUGAUGUCGACGAACAUUCAGAACAUCAAAGGAAUGAGCUCCGUCAAGGAUAUGAUGGUGAUUUGGUCAACUUAUACAAAAACCUUAGUUUUUCCUUUCAGGACAUUGCUCGGGAGUGCGAAAAAUCCCUGACUCCCAAGCAGUGUACAGUCCUCGACGCCGCUCUGGACGCUAUCAAAGGUACAUUUUUUGAAAAUCGGAAAAAAAAAAUCAGAAGAAAAAAAACGGUUGAGGACAGAUUUCAGAAAAGAUGGCGAAACCCGUGGUUUCAAAAAAAUUUGUCUAAUUUACAGCAACACGGAAUUUUAAAAACCGUCCUACGGCUCUAUAAAUGACGCUAGAUUCCUCGAAAUAAUGUAUCAUUUUUAAAAGUUGUUUUAUUAAGAAUUUUCGUAUUGAGAUUAGAGAAACUUGGAUCAUUUGAUCAUUUUCAUGACCCUUUUUGACGGAAGUUUUUUUUCUCAAACUUUUUAAAGUUCCAUAUGCCUUCAUUUGACUUACAGAUAGCUUCCACGCCGGCGGCAAAGGCCUGAAAAAGUCGUUCUUCGAAAAAUCGCCAGAGCUUCAGUCGUUGAAAUACGCGCUGAGUCUGUACACCCAGACAACUGAACAGCUCAUCAAGACCUUUAUAACGAGUCAGAAACAACAAGGUACGGAUUUUUGUAGAACACUGAGUCAAGUUUUUCCAGACAUUCCAUCCCAAGAACAGCCGGUUGGCGAAGUGAGCGUCCAGGUGGAUCUGUUCAGUCAUCCAGGCACCGGCGAGCAGAAAGUCACCGUUAAAAGUUGGUCUUUUUUAAAAUUUUAGAUUAAAAAUGGCCCAGUCUCCGCGCGAAAAAAAAAUCGAAAAUUUACAAUUUGGCUGAAAUUUGUGGUCUGGAUGCCUAAGUAUGGUAGGAAAUAGUCGUUUCAAUGACUUAAAGUUUAAAAAAACGUGAUGGCAAGUGUCAUCUGCGCUCUAAGGAUAAUGGCAAGAUUAGGAAGCUGCCUUUGAGUUUUAGGCGCUGCUUAAAAUUUCCAGGCGCUGCUUAGAAUUUCCAGGCGCUGCUUAGAAAUGUCAGGCGCUGCUUAACAAAAUUUUGAGCGUUGCUAGAGAGAUUUGGGAGCUGCUUUUGAGUUUUAGGCGCUGCUUAGAAUUUCCAGGCGCUGCUUAGAAUUUCCAGGCGCUGCUUAGAAAUGUCAGGCGCUGCUUAACUAAAUUUUGAGCUUUGCUAGAGAGAUUUGGGAGCUGCUUUUGAGUUUUAGGCGCUGCUUAAAAUUUCCAGGCGCUGCUUAGAAUUUCCAGGCGCUGCUUAGAAACAUCAGCCGCUGCUUAGAAAUGUCAAGCGCUGCUUAACAAAAUUUUGAGCCCUUCUAGUGAAAUUGAGCAACUGAAAUGCUUUGCUAGAGAGAUUUGGGAGCUGCUUUUGAGUUUUAGGCGCUGCUUAAAAUUUCCAGGCGCUGCUUAGAAUUUCCGGGCGCUGCUUAGAAUUUCCGGGCGCUGCUAAAAUACAUCAAACUUUGUUAGAAACUUUUUUGGAACUGCCUUGAAACUUUAGGAACUGCUUAAAAGCAUCAAGGGCUACUGUAGAACAGUGGAUAUGUUAUAAAUCUUUCCAAAGAAAGCAAAUUAAAAUGAAAAUUUUUCCAGUCCUUGCCGCUAAUGACCUCCGGUGGCAAACCUCUUCAACCUUUAAACCAUUCGUCGAAGUUCACCUCGUCGGUCCAUUCCUUGCGGACAAGAAGCGGAAAAUGGCCACAAAAAGCAAAACGGGCAACUGGGCGCCCAAGUUCAACGAAACCUUCCACUUGUACGUUUUAUUCCAUUUUCGGAUUUUUAUUUCUCGACUUUUUUUCAAAGCGUAUAAUUCUAUACCAGAGAUGCACAGAAUUCCGCGUUCUGCGCUUUUUAGCGUUCCGCAUUCCGCAUUCCGCAAUAAAAAAAUUUCGUUCCGCAUUCCGCAUUCUCAAUUUUUACUUCCGUCUUUCUAUGUCCUAUACCAUUGAUUAAAAAAGAAAAUUACAAAUUUUGAAAUUUUCCAGAAACCGAGAAGUUUUUUAAGAAAGUUUUUUGUACAUACGUUUCAAAAAACUUUUACCUUUUUUUUUUCAGUUUCCUCGGAAACGAGGGCGAACCGGAGCACUACGAGCUCAUGUUCCAAGUCAAAGACUACUGUUUUGCGCGUGAAGAUCGCAUUGUUGGCGUGGGCGUUCUUCAAUUGGCUAACGUCGUUGAUCAAGGUAUCAUAUUUUUUUUCAAACUUAUUUCAACCUUUUUUCGAGGCUUUUAUUCAAUUUUAACGUUAUUUUUCAUCCGAAAAGCGCUUUUCUGUUCUUAAAAAACUCGAAAAAUGAUAAGAAUACACUGUAAAAAGCUAUCUGGUGCGCCUCCGUGCCUCCAGCCGCCGUGUCCCAUGUGGUCUAGUGGUUAGGAUUCGUGGUUUUCACCCACGCGGCCCGGGUUCGAUUCCCGGCAUGGGAAGAUGCGUUUUUUCUUUGAUUCCUUUUUUUUCAAUAAAUUAGUUUUUUUUUGAAUCGCAUCACUAUAACAGGAUAGAUUCGAGAACUUGUGAAACAAUUUUUUGCGGUAAUUUUGAAAAAAGGAUUUGAAAUAAACAGGGAAAACAUGAAAUUAUCCUCAGACCUUGGUAACGCGAACGGGACGCGAAUCGGACGUGUCGAGGCAUUUCUAGUGACCACUUUAGUAGCCUCAAAACUCUUAAGGGAUCCCUAGAAUCGCCCAGAAACGUCCGGAGCACGUCCGUUACCAAUGUCCGAGUCUUUAUAAAUGAAUUUUUAUCAUUUUUUUCUCAUCUAUUUUGAUUUAUUUCAGCUGGCUCGUGUGCAAUGUGGGUACAACUCGGCACUCGGCUACACAUUGAUGAAACUGGAUUGAUCCUUUUGAGGAUCUUAUCGCAGCGACAAAGUGAUGAGGUGAUUUAUUGGAGUGAAAAUUUGCAUGAAUACUAUUUUCAUGUUUUUUUAAGGUAGGGAUCAUACAAUAGCUCAUAAGGAAGUUUGAAAAAGGAUGAAAAAUUUGAAAGAAGUCUCGAGCUGAAUAUCUAACUAAAAGCGAAAUUCAAUACCAUUUCAAGAAAUAUUCAAAACGUUGAGACGUUGAAACCAAGUAUUUGAAGCUCAUUGGAAGCUGUGAAAGAAGAUAAUUUGAAAAAAGAAUGCAUUUAUUAUCUCAAGGGGUCAUCAGAAGCUUUAAGACUUUUUUUUUAAACUUCUCAUAUCAUUAGAAUCGGAAGAUUGUCCCCUAGAAGACCCUAUAACUAACUUCCAAAAAUCUCCAGGUUGCUCGCGACUUUGUGCGCCUCAAAUCCGAAUGUCGACACGAAACUGAAAGUACGAUGGCCGCCUCGGCGAGCAAUCAGAAUAUUGGCCGGUGA
Molecule: messenger RNA, 21621 nt
Organism: Caenorhabditis auriculariae
Lineage: Eukaryota; Metazoa; Nematoda; Chromadorea; Rhabditida; Rhabditidae
Source: the annotation of a GenBank genome assembly